Molecule: messenger RNA, 2943 nt
Organism: Dermacentor albipictus
Lineage: Eukaryota; Metazoa; Arthropoda; Arachnida; Ixodida; Ixodidae
Source: RefSeq, a predicted model, not a curated record
AUGAUCAACGGCCUGCUUGGAGUGCUCAUCCGAUUCCGGAAAGAGCCCGUAGCCAUUACUGUGGACAUUAAGCACAUGUUCUACUGCUUCUUGGUACGAGACGACCACCGAAAUUAUCUGAGGUUUCUGUGGUUCCGCAACAACAACAUCUAUAGUGACGUGGUGGAGUACGGAAUGAAGGUACAUGUGUUUGGAAACAGCCCUUCACCAGCAGUUGCAACGUACGGGCUGCGGAGAACAGCACGAGAAGGAGAGGAAGAAUUUGACAGCGACGUCAGGCAGUUCAUCGAGAGGGAUUUCUAUGUCGACGAUGGGUUGAAGUCUCUCCGCAACGUCAAGGACGCCAUCAGCCUAAUACGUCGCACGCAACAGAUGUUGGCCGCAUCAAACCUCAAGCUCCACAAGAUAGCCUCUAACUGCCCUACAGUGUUGGAAGCCUGUCCAGAAGAAGACCGUGCCAAGGAUUUGAAGGAUCUUGACGUGAGCAAUGGCUCACAGCCGAUCCAACGCAGUCUGGGAGUUCCUUGGAAUCUGAAGAAGGACGUCUUCACAUUUACGAGUCCAGACCAAGAAAAGCCAUUCACUCGGCGCGGUGUCUUGUCAGUGGUGAAUAGCCUGUAUGACCCACUUGGGUUUGUUGCUCCAGUCAUCGUUCAAGGAAAGUCCCUCCUCCGAGAGCUAGUCGCUGAGACAUGCGACUGGGACUGCCCACUUCCUGACGAAAAGAGAGCCGCCUGGGAGGCGUGGAAGGACUCCUUGCAAGUACUCGAGCAGCUGGACAUACCUCGCACCUAUGCCCCUGCCUCACUUACUACCGCAGAGAGGAAGGAACUGCACAUAUUCUCCGACGCAUCAACCAAAGCUGUGGCUGCAGUGGCGUACCUCAGAGUGACAUAUCCAGAUGGUGCGUGUCAUGUCGGGUUCGUCAUAGGAAAGGCUAAGCUAGCACCGCAUCCGGAACACACCAUCUCAAGGCUUGAACUGUGCGGCGCGGUGCUGGCAGUGGAGCUAGCAGAGCUUAUCAGUCGUGAUAUAGAUAUGGAACUUCAUGCUGUAAACUUCUAUACUGACAGCAAGGUCGUCCUAGGCUACAUACAUAAUGAGACGCGAAGGUUUUUUGUGCAUGUCAGUAACAGGGUGGAACGCAUAAGGAGCUCUACACGGCCAGACCAAUGGCACUAUGUUCCUUCUGACAUCAACCCUGCGGAUCUCGGAACCAGGUCUGUGCCAGCAGCCCAAAUGGCAGGAUCGACCUGGCUGACAGGCCCGGACUUUUUGCAUCGUCAAGAACGCUGCUCGCAGGUAUUGAAGGGCAAGUUCGACUUGGUCGAUGCGGAUUCCGACACGGAGGUGCGGCCCCAGGCAAAUGUUCUCGCAACCAGUGUGGGCGUGAAACAACUCGGCAGCAAGCGGUUCGAGCGCUUCUCAAGUUGGAUUACGCUGACUCGCGCAGUUGCAACGCUUGUACGGCUAGUGGACAAAAUUCGGGGCACUUCUGAAAACGUGUCAGACUGCCCGCAUAACAGCUCAUCUCACCAACUCCGACCUUCUGCAGAACACCUAGCCCGAGCAAAGGCAGUCGUCAUUCUAUCUGUCCAGAAGGAAGCCUUUUCAGAGGAGUUGAAAAGCUUGCAACGAGGAAAGCGACUACCGAAGUCAAGCCCUCUGUGGAGACUGGAUCCAUGGGUUGAUUCCGACGGUCUUUUGAGAAUCGGUGGCCGACUAGGCAGGGCCAACCACUUCGACCAGCAAGAGCAGAAGCCCAUCAUCAUGCCAGGGCGACACCACGUCACCACCCUGGUUGUGCGGCACUAUCACGAAGAGGUCAAACAUCAAGGACGCCACUUCACUGAGGGAGCAGUCAGGGCAGCUGGGUUCUGGAUCGUCGGAGCUAAGCGUAGCAUCGCCUCAUAUAUACACAGUUGUGUUACAUGUCGCAAGCUCAGAGGAAGGCAGCUACAGCAGAUGAUGGCAGACCUGCCCGCAGAAAGACUAAGCACCGAGCCACCUUUCACUUAUGUCGGACUAGAUGUAUUCGGCCCCUGGCAAGUGGCAUCUCGUCGCACCAGAGGCGGUGAGGCCAACAGUAAACGGUGGGCCGUGCUCUUCACUUGCAUGAGUAUCCGUGCUGUUCAUAUUGAAGUAAUCGAGAGCAUGGAUACCUCAAGUUUUAUUAAUGCGCUCCGCAGAUUCUUCGCCAUAAGAGGCCCGGCAAAGCAACUGAGGUCUGAUUGCGGGACAAAUUUUGUUGGAGCAUGCACCGAACUAAAGGUGAGCACCAGUGGCCCAGACCACGAGAAGCUAGGAACUUUCCUGUCAGACCAUGGAUGCACUUGGGUGUUCAAUCCCCCUCAUGCUUCUCACAUGGGAGGAGUGUGGGAAAGGAUGAUAGGAGUCACACGGCGAAUUUUGGACUCCAUGCUUCUUGAGAAUACCUCUCGUCGCCUUACUCACGAAGUCUUGGUAACCCUCUUGGCAGAAGUCUCAGGGAUUAUAAAUUCGCGACCCCUCGUUCCUGUUUCAACGGACCCCGAGUGCUGGGAAGUGCUGACUCCGGCAACGCUUCUGACCCAGAAGGUCGGCGGCAACACAGUGCCACCAGUCUUUAACGACAAAGAUAUAUAUCAGCGACAGUGGCGGCAGGUUCAGUGGCUGGCCGACGCCUUUUGGUGCCGCUGGCGACGCGAGUUCCUUACCACCCUGCAGAGUCGUCGCAAGUGGCAGGGCCCAACGCGGAGUCUCAAGGCAGGUGACCUCGUCCUCCUGAGAGACAGCCAGGUUCACCGCAACGAGUGGCCCAUGGGACUCAUUGUGAACGCAAUUGCGAGUGGGGAUGGCAAGGUGCGAAAGGUGGAAAUCAAGACGGCAACACGGGGAGUGAUCAAGACGUUUCUCCGUCCUGUGACUGAGACAGUCCUUGUGAGGACUGAAAACAUCAUAUAG